CACGUCCGCCCGCCCUGGGAUCUGGACCAAUGGGCGGCUCUGUAGCACCUCUGACACCUUAAUUGAGAGUUUAAUAGAAGCUGUGAGGUUGGCUGGUGCGUAACGAGUCACUUCAGGAGCGGAGCUGUGUUACAUUUUAACUUAUUUCAUAUGUGUUGCGUGUUUUUAUAUCCUUAAGUAUGGACCGACCCAGUCUUCGGAGACUGUUUUCCGCUUGUGAUGUGAACAAAUCCGGGAAGAUUGAGUACGAGGACUUCGCCGUUGUUUGCCGGGAGCUCAACGUCCCCGAAACCGAGAUGAAAUCCCUGUUUGGCAAGUUCGACGCGGACGGAGAGGGAUACAUCGACUACAGCAAGUUUUCCUCCAGGUUUCAGGAGGUUUCAGAGACUCUGAACCUGGCGGCCUUUGGCGCUGGGCCAUCCCAGAACCAAUAUUACCCGUGGGAAGAGUUUGUGGUGAGAGUGGACGCGGAGUUCCUCCUGUCUGAAAGUCUCAGGGAGCAGCUAGCUGAUCUUUACCACGGCAUUCACUCGUCUGCUAACAUGACUCUGCUGCAGCAGUAUGAGGAAAUCAUCCACUCUCUGAUCAGUCAAAGCCGGGACAACAGACUGGAGUGUGAGCAGCUGGAGACAAGUUUGAAGCGAGUUGAGGAGGUGAACAACAGUCACCUGGCAGAACUGGAGGAUGAUAUACAGCAACAACUUGUCAGAACUGAGGAGAGGGUGAGAGACGAGGAGCGUAAGAAAAUGGAGGGAAUGAUGGCUAGCAUGCAAAGGAAGCAUGAGAUUGAGAUUGCAGACCUGCAUGCGACUGUGGACAGAUUGUUAAAGAGCCGAGAGGACUCUGAAUUCAACCAUUCAAAUAAGGAGGUGGACAGACUGAACAGACAAAUCGGCGAUCUCUCACACGAAAAUGAACACCUGCGGGCCUCCCUGCUGCAAGCCCAGACAAACAUCGCUGUCCUGCACUCAGAGCUGGACAAGCUGAAGAACAUGUAUGCAGAUCAGAAAGCUCAACAUGAAAGAGAGACAGAUGAUUUGAAGAGGAUGGUUAUGGAAUACCAGUCGUAUGCGAAUCAGAUUCAGGUCCUCCAAGAAAUGAAUAAAAAGCUGUAUGACAGUAAUGACGGGCUGCGCUCUGCAUUGGCCAGUGAGGUGGUUGCAGCUAAAAGGAGGCUGCCUCCCCAAAAUGAAAUCCCAGCCCGAAGGAUGAAACCCCUCCGACAGAGCACAUUAAACCACAGCAGCAUGGAUCAGGAUCCCAACAAAACUUACACUCGUGUGGCUAACUGGGCUGAUAUGUACCUGGACAGCGGAGUGUCUCUGGCGAUGGACACAGCUGAGAAUUCAGGCAGUGAUUAUGACAGUGAUGAUAGCCGAAGCUCAGUGGAAACGGUGCACCACAGUUACUCCUAUGCACCGUCUGAUGUGGAGAUAUCCGAAGUAAAAUCGGAAGCUGCAGUGUCAGGGACUCCUAGCAGGGCAAGCUCCAUUACAUCAUCUAUAAGACGACGUUUGUCUGCCUUCUCCACAAAGCCAUUAGAAGCAGACAUAGAAGAAACUGAGGAACAAACACCAAUGUACCGUCUGGUUUUAGCUGGAGAUGCAGGCGCUGGAAAGUCCAGCUUCAUGCAAUUGACUCUCAAUGAGUUCAAAGGAGACAUUCAGACAACACUGGGAGUUGAUUUCCAAAUAAAGAGGAUGUUGGUGGAUGGAGAGAAGACAAGUCUGCAGAUAUGGGACACAGCUGGGCAGGAGAGGUUCCGUAGUAUUGCCAGGUCCUAUUUCCGCAAAGCUCACGGGGUCCUUCUGCUUUACGAUGUUUCUUCAGAAAGCAGCUUUCUCAAUGUCAGAGCAUGGGUGGAUCAGAUUCAGGAUUCAACAGAUGAGAAAAUCCCCAUGUGUGUUAUUGGAAACAAGGUGGACCUGCGUGAGGAGCUUGCAGAAGGAAGCUGUGUGAGCAGUUUGCACGGAGAGAAGUUGGCCAAGGCAUACGGUGCCUUGUUCUGCGAAACGAGUGCCAAAGAGGGAACCAACGUUGUCGAAGCCGUGCUUCAUCUAGCAAGAGAAGUAAAGAACAAUGGCAGACAGAGGUGGCAGUCGCGUUCUCAGGUCAGACUGAAUCAAACCAACCCAAAGAAGACUCUUAACAGCUGCUGUGGACUGUAGCUCAGUAGAUAUGAGGGGAACAAGGACACAGUGAUUUUUAAUUUGUGAUGAAAGUCUUUCUUAUGUUUUUAACCCUUGAAAUAUUCAAAGGAUAACUCUUUCUUUAUAUUAGUAGUAUUUUCAGCAAUCCCCAGACGGAGCC
Molecule: messenger RNA, 2310 nt
Organism: Monopterus albus (swamp eel)
Lineage: Eukaryota; Metazoa; Chordata; Actinopteri; Synbranchiformes; Synbranchidae
Gene: rasef2
Product: RAS and EF-hand domain containing 2
Molecular function (GO): GTP binding; GTPase activity; calcium ion binding
Source: RefSeq, a predicted model, not a curated record